UCUUGUUUGCGUACGUGCAGAAACCGGCUCCCAGCAGAGAGGGCGGGACUCCCGCCAGAGAGUCUCCUCUUCAGCUGGCCCAGCAGCUCAAGCGUGUACAAGAUGCAGUGGAGGUGAAGAGGCAGUGCUGAAAAAAAUCCCAUCCCACCACAACUCUUUUCCCAGUGAAACCCAAGGAUGUUGUUACUGUUGGAAGGCAACACAGAGUCGGAGAGCCUGAGCCACCUGCUACAAGCAGGGACUGAAGUAAACAUACCUGCUGAUACUGUGGGCCAAGAUCCAGCACAUCUGGCUGCUCACGGAGGACAUCCUUUUUUCCUGCUUUGGCAAUUGCAGACAGGAGCCAAUUUGAACCAACAGGAUUGUCUUGGGGAAGCUCCAAUUCACAAAGCUGCUAAAGUUGGGAGUUUGGAGUGUCUCGCCUUACUUGUUUCCGGUCGUGCCACCAUCAACUUGUGCAACAAGAAGGGACAAACUGCAGAAGACCUGGCACUGGCUUUUGGAUUUGGGGAAUGUGCUCAGUUCCUCAAGACAGUGAAAGAAACCCAGAAUAGGAAAGUUCAUGAUUCCCUCAGGCGGACAGAGGUGGCAACAAGACCAAAACGAGCAAGUGAAAGCAGAAGACCUAUAAGCAAGAAGACAAUGAGAACAAACGAUCCAACAUUUUUGAUGUCACAUAAAGGUGCAUGAAGAGAAACGAGAACACUCUGAACAGCUCCAGAAAACCAUCAAGUCCACAGACAAACGUUGUUCAAAAUCAACUGUUUUGAACAAUUCCUUCUGAGAAGGAGAACAAUUUGCUUCUUGAAGAGGAUACCUUUUAAAACAUUCUUGUAUUUAUGCACUAAUAAACAUGCAUAAACAA
This is a messenger RNA of Sphaerodactylus townsendi, 865 nucleotides long. RefSeq names its product ankyrin repeat domain 37 (gene ANKRD37). Gene Ontology annotation, molecular function: protein binding. The record is from RefSeq and is a predicted model, not a curated record. Lineage: Eukaryota; Metazoa; Chordata; Lepidosauria; Squamata; Sphaerodactylidae. The transcript has 5 exons. The coding region runs from base 178 to 690 and encodes 170 amino acids.